Messenger RNA from Nelumbo nucifera (sacred lotus), 1238 nucleotides. The record is from RefSeq and is a predicted model, not a curated record. NCBI's taxonomy places the organism in Eukaryota, Viridiplantae, Streptophyta, Magnoliopsida, Proteales, Nelumbonaceae.
UCAUUCAGUUGGGAUGCCUUUGAGAAAUUGGCAUGGCAGCCCUCCCUCAAGGCCUCAAGGUCUCAACCCUCACGCGGCAGGAAACCCUUACCCUACAGGCUCGAAAGCCGGCAAGCAUUAAAAUACAACUUCUUGUCUUUUUCUCCAUCAAAUGUCCCUGCUUCCCGGCAAAUGUUUUCUUUCAGCGGAUACGGAAUUUCUAUUCUCCAAAUUUAUAACUCUUUUUAGCUCUUCUCGUCCAUUGGAUUGUUCAUUUGUUUUCCUUUUUUUCAAAAUUGCUUAAUUUUAUGCAAUUUUAAUUUCAGUGUUGUAAUUGGUGGAAAAAGACAAAAUUUAAACAUGGCCCAUGCAGGUCUCGAACCUGCGACCUUCGCGUUAUUAGCACCACGCUCUAACCAACUGAGCUAAUAGGCCAGAUUGAUAGGAGGUGAUUAUUCAACCUUACUAGUGAGGUAUUUCAAGUGAAAUGGCAAAGGGAAAGCAAAGCAGUGUGAAUGGGAGGAAGAAUUUAACUGUUAGGAAGGAAAUGAUGAUGAAGGGAGGUCAGGAAUGCCGUUCAAGCUCAUCCUGUGCAGCCUGCAAAUCGCUGAAGAGGAGAUGCAGCCCUAAUUGUAUAUUUGCGCCUUAUUUCCGGGCUCACGAAGCGCGCAAGUUUGCAAGAGUCCACAAGGUUUUCGGAGCAAGCAACGUCAGCAAGAUACUUGCAGAGGUCCCGGAGGAGCAUCGAGAGGACACCGUCAAUUCGUUGGCUUACGAGGCAGAGGUGAGGCUCAGGGACCCUGUCUACGGUUGCAUAGGUGCCAUCGCUCUCCUACAAGCCCAAAUGCUUCAGCUCCAACAUGACCUCGCCAUUGUUAGAGCCCGUCUGGCUCGCUACAACGCCGCCACCAGUCGUGCUGUACCUGUACCCCUCCUCCCAGCUGCAGCUCUCCCCGGUUUUCCUAUUUCAGAUGCAAUGAGGUCUCAGACCCUUCUUCAAGGUCACAGAUCCUUGUGUACUCAAGAAUACCAGCAGCAGAAUGAAAAGGGAGAUGAUUUUCAAUGAUCCUUUCUCUCUCUCUCUCUCUCUCUAGGAUGAAGUAAAUUAAAUCGACUGCUGUUGUGAGUGAGACAGGUGUGUUUUCUUUUAAUUUGCCAUCCACAUUGCGUACUGCCAUUGUAGAGCGUAUCUAGUAUUGAGAGUAGAUUUGUAGAGCCAUCACAAAAACUAUCAAGCUUUCAGUUUGGGGGUCAUUCAA